Molecule: messenger RNA, 485 nt
Organism: Coniophora puteana RWD-64-598 SS2
Lineage: Eukaryota; Fungi; Basidiomycota; Agaricomycetes; Boletales; Coniophoraceae
Exons: 4
Coding region: 15-425 (136 amino acids)
Cellular component (GO): mitochondrion
Source: RefSeq, a predicted model, not a curated record
CCUCGCAUUUCACCAUGGACACUCAAGAGCCCACACAGCCAACAACGAACGAAGCGCGUGGCUCAUUAUACCAGAGCAUCCGGCCAUACGCCCAGUCCAAGGGGCCUGCUUUCGCCUUGGCCACAUUGUUUGGUGCGUCGGCUAUUAUACCGCACACUGCACUGAACGCUGGCGCCGCGUACAUCCCGCCGUUCCUCCAGCGCUUCGGGUUCUCGGCAGUCUUCGGGGUAGCAGGGUACGUUCUCGGGAGUGGAGAUGUGCGCAAUGGAAGUGGGAUAGCUACGGCGUGGUCUCUGACAUACCUUUUCCUCAACCUUCGAAAGAGUGUUAAGGCACCGCGGCAUCCGCUCUCGCUUGGUCUGGCAGGUGCUGCUGCCGCAUCAGCUGGCCUGUAUGGGACAGAGUAUUUCCUAUGGCAGGAAUAAGUAGAAUGCUCACCCGUUGGGCGUCGCUGUCAAUUAUUCUAGUCUCGUCUAAUAUCAUCC